This is a messenger RNA of Aspergillus neoniger CBS 115656, 444 nucleotides long. RefSeq lists its product as uncharacterized. The record is from RefSeq and is a predicted model, not a curated record. Bases 1 to 444 code for a protein of 147 amino acids. NCBI's taxonomy places the organism in Eukaryota, Fungi, Ascomycota, Eurotiomycetes, Eurotiales, Aspergillaceae. The transcript is spliced from 2 exons.
AUGAAGACUGCGUACCCUGAAUUGGGAAUGCUGGGGGGUGGGGGGCGGAACUCAUCGAGCAACUUUGAUCGCGCGUCCGCUGCGUACCUAUGGCUUGCCGACACCGAACGUCUCGAAUCAUUGAUUCGAAGAUCUGAUGUCAAACGACCGAACUUGACCAGGGCGUUGGCUCUAUGUGGUGCUGGAGAAGCGCCUGAAGACUUGUACACUGAUCAUAACAAAGUGGAAGGAAAAGAAGACGUCCUGGUACGACAAGAAGAGGAGGACGAGGAGAAUGAGAGGGUUCAGGAAGAAGGAGAUUUCGUAGAGGUUCUACCUUGCGGCACUACGCCUAGACAAACUCGCCGGGCUGGGGAGAAUUGCUCGCCUAGGGAUGUUAAACAUAAGGUGCAAGAAGCAUCGGAGCAAGGGCUGGCACUCCGUCCGCGAACAAAUGUGCAGUAG